Ruditapes philippinarum (Manila clam) is the source of this 3330-nucleotide messenger RNA. RefSeq names its product microfibril-associated glycoprotein 4-like. The transcript has 2 exons. Bases 385 to 1086 code for a protein of 233 amino acids. The record is from RefSeq and is a predicted model, not a curated record. NCBI's taxonomy places the organism in Eukaryota, Metazoa, Mollusca, Bivalvia, Venerida, Veneridae.
CGCUUUCACAUUGACUACUUCGAAACUUAGAAUAUAAUUGCAUUUAUUUCUUUUUGAUGUACGGAUUAUUUACUGUUGAUGCCAUGUUGCUUAUUUUUGUAAUUAUCAACUCUUUUGGAACAUCUCAAAGUUUAGGAAAUAAAUUUGCGACAUCUUUUUUUUGAGAUAGAGAAAGUUUUUCAGUUUCCAAAAAAUGACACUUCACUUUCUUUAAUACAAGCAAAGUCAUUGAUUUCAUGCAGUUUUCAUUGUCAGAAAUUAGAAUCGCAAUCGUUUUACUAUUUUGAAAAUAAUGCAAAAUGUUUCUGCUGUUCCGGUCAUGACAAUAACACUGGUGAGGAGGGGCAGACUGACUUUAAUAUUAUCCAUGGGAAAAGAACAGAGAUGGUUACAACAACGUAUACUCAAACAAAAAGAGUACACAAGCAACCAGAGCCAUUUGACUGUCUGGAGCUUUAUCAACAAGGCUAUAGCGAGGACGGUACUUAUGUGAUUAAACCAACUGGAAGUAUUACUUCUGAUGUGUGGUGCGAUAUGAAAAAUGGUGGAUGGACAGUUAUACAACGACGACUGGAUGGGUCAGAAAACUUCUACAGAACAUGGACGGAUUAUGUUUGUGGAUUCGGUAACAUAUCAGGAGAGUACUGGAUUGGCCUUGAGAAUAUACAUUGGCUUACUACUAUAGACAGUUCUUUGAGAAUUGAAAUGGAAGCAUUUGAAGACGUGUCAACUACACUUGUGUCACUUACCCAUGCUUAUGCGCAGUAUCACAUGUUCAGGGUUGACGACGAAGAUUCAAAUUUUAGAUUGCAUGUAAAUGGUUUCUCCGGAAACUGCGGUGAUAGUCUCAGUGCACAUGAUGGAAAUAUGUUCUCGACUAAAGAUAGGGAUAACGACGUUUGGUACAACAACUGUGCUCAAAUAUACAAAGGAGCAUGGUGGUAUAAAUAUUGUCAUCAAAGCAAUUUGAAUGGACUAUACUUAUCGGGGAAUCACUCUACGUAUGCUGAUGGUAUAAACUGGAAAACGUGUUGGGGUCACUUUUAUUCUAUUCGCACUGUCGAUAUGAAGGUGAAAAGAAAUUAAGAACAGUUCUGUGAGAAAUAAAAUGUAACCCCGAACCGACUGCAUUAUAUAUGAGUAUAUUUAAAGUAUCACGCCUCCUAAUUUAUGUUAAUUUUCAUGAACCUUUUGGAAAUGUAUUUAAAAGUAAAAUAUUGUAAGAUGAACAAAAUAAGCAAUUUAUAUCUUGCAAUCGGCACUAACAAACCAGGAAAAAUACCAAAAAGUGGUCAAUAUAUAUGCAAAAACAGCCCUUACUCCGUUGGUAUCUCAAAAGGAAUAUGGUGAUAAAAUACUUUAAAAGCAGGCUUAAACCGCAUAUAGUAUGUAAAAUAUCACUUGGAUCUUGAAUGUUUUACCUUUCUUAAAAUUUUAGAACAUUUUUCUCAAUAUUGAUGUUCUUGGCUCAACUUGAGGCAAGCAGCUUUAAUACAGUAAUACAUGUAUUAUCAAAAAUGUAGCUCAAUUGUGAACAUGUAAUCAUUCUCGAUUUUUUACAUUUGUUAAAUUGUUUCAGUGGAAAGAAAUUAUGUAAGUUCAACCAGGAUACGUACGAAAAUUCUAAGUAAAUUACUGCCUUAAAAUGACCAGUAUAAUAUGUAAUUUUAUAUUUAAUCCCUAAAAAUUAAAAAGCACUGUUUAUCAGAAUGAUUAUUUGAAAUGACCAGCCCUCUUCAAUGGAAAGUAUCACUGCUGUUUUUAUUUUUACGCUAACUUGAAAACCAGCUUAAAUGUUGUGAGUAGUUUGUUUAGAUAGUUUGUUAUAAAUCAGUACCUGGAACAACUUUGGCCGCAUAUGAAAUGAAAUAGAAACUGCUUAUUGGGGUAUUAAAAGUCUCUGUGGUAAGCUGUAAAACAGAAUCAGCGACAUUUAAGGAAGUAUAUCGAACAAUUGACUAUAACUUCAUUUCAAUAAAGGAUUAAAGGAAAACUGAAGUGAUAACAUAGACUGUUAAUCAGUUAAAGAACAACUUCAAAAAUGUUUGAAACAAAAUAAUGCUAUUAGGCUGAGCAUAUGAUGUAUGUGCUUUUUUAAUGUUCUCAAAAUGGUCUGAUGAAAAUAAUGUUAAUCAUGUUGUCUCCUCGUGAAAUGAAAUACAUCAUAAUGAUUUACAUAAACAAGGCGGUAUGAUUGUACAUUUAUAUAUCUAUAAUUUAAAAGAUAUUUAUAUGUGAAAAUGUAAUUGUCUCCGAACCUGUAUGCACCGAAUCAAAACUGUGGUACAGUGUUUACCCUUUUUUCAUCUUUUUCUUUUCUCCUUUCUUUCAUUGUCAAACAAUUGUUAUUUCACCAAAUGAAAAUAUGUAAAGGUAAAAAACGUUUUUUAAUAUGUUUUUAAUGCACUUGUAUUAUAAACAACGUCAAGUAUUUUAUAACAUGUCAUGUCAUAUUGCGAGAUUUAAUUUGCUUUAAACGAUUUAGCAAAGUUUUGAUUUAAGACGAUAAGUAAACGAAAAUCUUCUGUCAAUGUUUGCUAGUAAUUCAUUCAUGUGAAUGUAUCCAAUAUUACAACAUAUAUUAAAGUCAUUGUUUUGUUUAGUUUAUACAAAUUGUAUUUUAGUUUGAUUGUGUUGGAAGCUCUUAGCUUAUUGAAACACUGUCGAUUGUUUCCUUGAAGCAACCAGUUCUAAUAAGUGUUUAGUUUCUUGCUCACUGAAACAAAGGCUUGUCUCUGAUCAGGUUUGAACCCGAAUGGCCAAACAUCCUCUGAUUACUAGUCCGACGCGUGCGUUACCACUCGGCAAUGUCGCCACUCUAAAUGUUUUGUUUAAAAGUAAGAUGUAUUGUAUAUGUCUACGCAUUUGAUUUCAUUGCUGUUUCGAAAAGAUUCAUAAUAUCACCAGAGGUACUUACCGAAUAGUUGUUUACAGGAAAUGUACUUAGAACAUAAUUAAUUAAGCAGAUUAUUGAAAACAUAAUCUGGAUUUUAUUAACUUAUAUAAAAAGUUGUUUUUCAAAAGGCUUAAAAGCAACUUUAAAUUAUAAAUUGACAAAAAUUAGUAAUGUGCAUACUAGGGUCCGUAAAUGGUCUUAUAAAUUUAUAAAUUGGUCCUUAUUUGAUUAUAUUUGUGUUAAUUACUUAGCAAUAUCACUUCCCCUCUCCGCCUUUUGCGCUAUUGUCUGUGUUCCAUUUCUGUUUGGUGACCAAAUGUUUCUAAACGUUAUUUAGGGCUGCGUCUGUGAAAGGUUCUCUUCCCUUAUUUAUAUAUAUCUUGUUUUGUCGCCGACGGUAAAUAUCUCCUUCCUCUAAUUUUGCCAAUUAUGAA